GCUCUCUCUCUCCCUGUGCCUACACGCCCACGGUCUCUGUGCCUACACGCCCACGGUCUCUGUGCCUACUCGCCCACGGUCUCUGUGCCUACACGCCCACGGUCUCUGUGCCUACACGCCCACGGUCUCUGUGCCUACACGCCCACGGUCUCUGUGCCUACACGCCCACGGUCUCUGUGCCUACACGCCCACGGUCUCUGUGCCUACUCGCCCACGGUCUCUGUGCCUACACGCCCACGGUCUCUGUGCCUACACGCCCACGGUCUCUGUGCCUACACGCCCACGGUCUCUGUGCCUACACGCCCACGGUCUCUGUGCCUACACGCCCACGGUCUCUGUGCCUACACGCCCACGGUCUCUGUGCCUACACGCCCACGGUCUCUGUGCCUACACGCCCACGGUCUCUGUGCCUACACGCCCACGGUCUCUGUGCCUACACGCCCACGGUCUCUGUGCCUACACGCCCACGGUCUCUGUGCCUACUCGCCCACGGUCUCUGUGCCUACACGCCCACGGUCUCUGUGCCUACACGCCCACGGUCUCUGUGCCUACACGCCCACUCCGUGACUAUCCCGAGCGCCCACACCCUCCCGGCUACCAGACAAACACGGGGCUCAAACAACAAACUCCCAGACCAAACACCAGAGUCAAACACUGA
This is a messenger RNA of Procambarus clarkii (red swamp crayfish), 658 nucleotides long. Lineage: Eukaryota; Metazoa; Arthropoda; Malacostraca; Decapoda; Cambaridae. The record is from RefSeq and is a predicted model, not a curated record.